AACCCCAGGGCUCCGAGUACUGUGUUACUUUCUUUUGAGGCACUGAAAUAGAGCAGUGACAGGCUUUAUACAAAUCUGCACAGGAUUAACUGGAUAGGGAAUCUAGCAAAGGCAGUAGCCAUGUUGUGCCAGUAUUUCAAGAAUAAGGACUUUGUUCUCUGCCUGGAAUUCAUGUAAAACCUGCACGGCAGUUCCAGUUUGCUGGUGUUCCAGUUUGCUGGCGGUUGCUGGCGGGGAUCCCAGUCGGUUUCUGUGCUGGAGACUGGGGGAAGGGAGAGUAAGAGGAAAAGGAGCAAGUCCCAGCCGGCUUCCUCCCACGCGUCUUAGAGGAUCAGGACUGCUCAGCACACCAAGGAGCAAGAGGGAUUUCAGAGCAAGAAGAAUAAUUGAGACGAGGCUAAGGAAACUGGACAAGCCCUAGGGCCCAGUACUGCGUUCAUGACACUCCUAGUGAUGUCAGUAAGAGCUCUGCUUUCAGAAGGAAUCAGCCUCUAACACAAAAAGCUUCCCUAAGGGGCUGUACAAAGUCUCUGUCUACGUACCAAUGUGCCUGCUGGGACCAGUUGGCUGUGCUGCAUGAACUUGGGGGGAGAAAGCAGAAGGCUGCAGAGCUGUCGUACCAGCUUGGAAAGCUUAUCAAGGCGCAAAGGAAAUCAAGAAUUUAUGUGACCAACUAUGUACCUGUUUCACACAAGGGGAAACCAUGAAGUUUACCAGGGAAAACAAUGGAGCUGCCUAAAUAUUUGGCUAAUUUUAUGCUUGUUUCCAAGAACCUGUGUAUCAAAUCCUUCAAAACCCAAUUUUUUACUGAUACUGGCUGAUGAUCUUGGUAUUGGAGAUGUGGGUUGCUAUGGCAAUGAUACAAUAAGGACCCCUAACAUUGAUGGCCUUGCAAGGGAUGGAGUGAGACUUACUCAGCACAUUGCUGCAGCUGCUGUCUGUACUCCAAGCAGAGCAGCUUUCCUGACUGGCAGAUACCCCAUCAGAUCAGGCAUGGCAUCUGGCACUCAACGGCAGGUUCUUUUUUGGAACGGGUGUUCUGGUGGGCUCCCACCAAAUGAAACUACUUUCGCCAGAAUACUGCAGCAGCAAGGUUAUUCUACAGCACUUGUAGGGAAGUGGCAUAUGGGUGUGAACUGCAAAUCCCGCCAUGAUCACUGCCACCAUCCUUUAAAUCAUGGCUUUGAUUAUUUUUACGGCAUGCCUUUUACCCUUUUGAAUGAGUGUCAAGGCACAGAUGACCCUGAACUGGCCAAGUCUUUGCAAGAUACAUAUUGGCUUUACACACAGGUGACCAUCCUUGCUGUGCUUACUCUUUUGAUUGGAAAACUUACCAAUUUAUUCUCAGUAAAAUGGAAAAUAAUCAUAUGUCUGGCCAUCUGUGGUCUCCUGUAUUUCAUCUCCUGGUUCUCCAGCUAUGGCUUCACCAAGUACUGGAACUGUAUCUUGAUGAGAAACCAUGGUAUCACUGAACAACCAAUGAAUCUAGAAAAAACUACUUCUAAUAUGCUGAAGGAGGCAGUUUCAUUCAUUGAAAGAAACAAGCAUAGGCCAUUUCUUCUCUUUGUUUCCCUUUUACAUGUUCACACCCCUCUCAUUACCACAGAGAAGUUUCAGGGAAGAAGCAGACAUGGCCUGUAUGGAGAUAAUGUAGAGGAAAUGGACUGGAUGGUGGGCAGGCUUCUGGAUGUUAUUGACAAAGAAGGCUUGAAGAAUAACACAUUCAUUUAUUUUGCAUCUGAUCACGGAGGAUCCUUAGAGGCUCACAGAGGAAAUGCUCAGUUGGGUGGAUGGAAUGGGAUCUAUAAAGGUGGAAAAGGAAUGGGAGGCUGGGAAGGAGGGAUCCGUGUCCCAGGAAUAGUUAGAUGGCCAGGAAUGUUGCCUGCAGGGACAGUUAUCAAUGAACUGACAAGCCUUAUGGAUGUUUUCCCAACAGUGGUUCACCUGGCUGGAGGGGCAGUGCCUCAGGACAGGGUAAUCGACGGGCGCACCUUGCUGCCUUUGCUGCAGGGGACAGUUCAGCACUCCGGGCACGAGUUCAUGUUUCACUACUGCGGUGUGUUUCUGCAUGCAGUGCGGUGGCACCAAAAGGACAGUGGCACCGUGUGGAAAGCUCAUUAUGCUACUCCGGUAUUCCAACCAGAAGCCUCUGGGGCCUGUUUUGGAAGAGGAAUUUGCCCAUGUUUUGGGGAUGGUGUAACCCAUCAUGACCCUCCGCUGCUGUUUGAUCUCUCACAAGAUCCUUCUGAGGCAAAUCCUCUAUCAGCCGACACUGAGCCCUUGUUUGACACUGUAACAAGGAGAAUAGGAAAAGCUGUGGAAGAGCAUCGCAAGACGCUGGCUCCAGUCCCACAACAGCUGUCUCCUUACAAUAAUAUAUGGAAGCCGUGGCUGCAGCCAUGCUGUGGCACAUUCCCGUUCUGUUGGUGUGAUGAAGAAAACAACAAAGUACAUGGCAUGCUUUAAUACCAAAAUCAAAGUACAGUUAGCUUUAAAACAGCUAAUAGUUUUCACAUUCACGUGACUACAGUCAUAGAGAUAUGGGUCAAAUUACACUGGAAUAACUGAAAGGGCCAUGAUUGAUGCUUUUUAUUCAAACUUUUUUCUUACCUGCAGAAAUUCAAUAAGCCUCUAGUUAAAAAAAAAAAAAAAAAAAAAACCUGCUCCAAACAUAUUCCACCUAUGGGUCACCUCUAUAAUCUAUCCCUCAAGUGCAUAAUUCUGGAUCAAAUACACAAAUAAAUGAAACAAAAUUUUUCCUUACUGAUAUUCAAGUAAAUUAUGAAUGAUAAGAAAGCAAACUUUAAUUGCAGCUGUUUGUAUGGAUAAUAUGCUCGUUAAGGCAAUAGGACUGAGCCCAAGAGGGGAUCUCCAUUCAGGCCUUAUCUUUUUAAUGAAAAAAACCUGUCCUGUAUUUAAAAACACAACUGCACAUUUAAUUUGGAAACAUACCAAAACACAUUGGCCUCUAAGAAAUAAACACCUAUUAAUUUACAGCAAUUUUUUCCCUCAUCUGUACAUUCAUUUAUCUGUCAUGUAAGAAUUCCCAGGAGAAACUGAACUGACGAGUAUGUUUUAAAAAUUAAGUAGCUAAAGUUAUCAUCUCAAGUUCAGCAGCAAAGUAUCUAGCUAUUCUGAAAUGCUAAACCGCAGCAAUUCCUACUGACGUACAUUUUCUACAUUGUCAUCUCACUUGCGAGGGCAUUGAAAAUCAUCACCCAGCUGCCUUGACAAGAUAGGUCCCAAAUUUCAUGAUCUGCGAGACCAAUUCCUAAGCUGCAUGUCCCCACUUGAGUGUUAAUGCUCCUGAUCUCAAAAGAGUCCUAUUAUGCCCUACGAAAAAUGUGCGCUUUUUUUGUGAGACAGCACUUUGUUUUUAGUAGGAAGUGUUAAAAAAUUCACUGCACACACUAAUCACUUCAGCGUACAGGUCAUCUUCCCCAAGCCAAGGAAGUGUCAGCACUCUGUACAGUCAUUAGGGAAGGGGAGGGAAUUAAAAUAUCUAAUCCUCUCUUGCUGCCCUCAGGUUAAAUAAAUUCAUCUCUCAAUAUAUAAUCCUAA
This is a messenger RNA of Harpia harpyja (harpy eagle), 3561 nucleotides long. RefSeq names its product arylsulfatase D-like. The transcript has 13 exons. Gene Ontology annotation, molecular function: arylsulfatase activity. The record is from RefSeq and is a predicted model, not a curated record. The coding region runs from base 676 to 2466 and encodes 596 amino acids. NCBI's taxonomy places the organism in Eukaryota, Metazoa, Chordata, Aves, Accipitriformes, Accipitridae.